This is a messenger RNA of Babesia bovis T2Bo, 640 nucleotides long. RefSeq lists its product as uncharacterized. Lineage: Eukaryota; Apicomplexa; Aconoidasida; Piroplasmida; Babesiidae. Bases 91 to 570 code for a protein of 159 amino acids. The record is from RefSeq and is a predicted model, not a curated record. The transcript is spliced from 2 exons.
UGUUGAUUUGUUGUUUACCCAUCUCUAGUAUAUCUCAAUAUAAGUGAAAACUUUUUUCAUAUACCAAAUAAUAUAUACUCGUUAGACAAAAUGGGAUGCACUUGUAGCAAACAACAGACCAGUCCCCCGGUAGCACCAGCAAAGACACAUCCACCAGCUUCUACCGUUUCAGAUGCCCUGCCAAACGCUAGCGAGAUACAGGAAAUGCUUACGGGAUAUGAUGAUAUAUCAAUAUGUGCUGACGCCUCAACAAUAAAAACCGGGGAAGAUAUAACAUGCACUGCAGACAAGGAAAUAUUGGAUGUUAUAAAGGAUGUGGAAGACAAAACAGAAAUAAAAACUGAGGACCAGGGUGAAGUACAUAGUAUUAUGCCCGACCUAGUUGAUGAGAAACACGUAAAUGAAUUGGCCAUAGAACAUUAUGGAUACGUAACAAGAACAGAAGAUGAGAAAAUAGAUGCCGCAUUUUGUGAACCUACCGGCUAUGAAGACAAACCAAUUGACAAGUCUGGUUUAACGGUAGACCGCGAAACCUCAACCCUAGGACUACCAGAAAGCGAUAAAAUUUAAAGUCACAUAAAACAUACCAUGUUAUCCCUGGUUUUAAUACCAGGAUUUUAAUGUUCUAUGUUUAGAUAUG